AAGAAGUGUUGCUAUAUCCGUCAGUCACGACCCUGCUCAGCAUGUGGCGAUCUACAUGGUUUCUUGCCAAGGCAGUCGGCUUCCAGGCCGGCAACUGUGACAGUGAUUCAUGAGAUAUACAAUAAAAAUACCGGCGAGCCCAGGGUAUGCCAUGCAACGGGAUCCGCAGUCGGGCUAUCACCACAAACAACUUUGCCCGUACCACCUCAGACUGGAGCCUUGGGGAGCAUGUGGUCAGCGGUGCUGGGGGUCAAUGUCACAACCCAUUGACCCACAGUAAAAUUGACCCCAUAUGCAUCGGCCCGGUCUGCGCCAGGCGAGCGUUGAAGAACGUGGACAACGGUUGCGGAUGGAGUCCAAUGGAAUCAAGGCGUGGGUCAGGAUGGGCUGUCCCGGUCGUCCGGACGGGUGAUUCUCGCUGUGGCCAGGAUCGUCGGUGUCCUGAACAUCAGACAACCCUUCCUCGUCUGGAUGGGGUGGUUGCAGGGCGCCCCUGCAGCACACAUACCGGGCCAGACUGUGUGGUCACUGUGAUGAUCCCAAAUGGCGCGAUGCGGCUGGUCCACCCAGCCGAGGAGCAGUAUCUUGGGAUGCACAGCAGCAUGACAAACAGUAAACGUUAUGCGCAGAAGCGAAGGGCUCGCAUGGCCGUACCCUCGUCAAUUUCAACGGGUUGGCGUCAGAAAGAGGACAUGGUGUUCCCGCCACACAGAGAGCAAUGUACGUCUGUACCAUAUACUAGUCGGAGAGUACCUGGACAGUUUUGGCCGAGACCAUUACCAAGAUCAGAUAGAGAGCCUCGGACUGUGUGUACGACAGGACUCCAUCCCGAUUUCGGGGACGGCGACUUGGAGUAUCGUUUUUAAGAGAACAAAUUAGGAUAGAGUGAGUUAAGGCGUAUGCAUAUGACUGCAUCAAGAACCGGUCCGA
Parathielavia appendiculata is the source of this 930-nucleotide messenger RNA. RefSeq lists its product as uncharacterized. Bases 147 to 866 code for a protein of 239 amino acids. The transcript has a single exon. NCBI's taxonomy places the organism in Eukaryota, Fungi, Ascomycota, Sordariomycetes, Sordariales, Chaetomiaceae. The record is from RefSeq and is a predicted model, not a curated record.